Dermacentor silvarum is the source of this 1887-nucleotide messenger RNA. Its product is annotated as intracellular coagulation inhibitor 3. NCBI's taxonomy places the organism in Eukaryota, Metazoa, Arthropoda, Arachnida, Ixodida, Ixodidae. The transcript has a single exon. The coding region runs from base 98 to 1297 and encodes 399 amino acids. Gene Ontology annotation, molecular function: serine-type endopeptidase inhibitor activity. The record is from RefSeq and is a predicted model, not a curated record.
CCGCUCGGAAAAAUAGAGGUCGCCACGAGUCGCUCUAUAAAGAACCGUCACCGCGGCCAGAGGUCAGACGCAGACAGACGUUCGAAGAAGACGCACGAUGCUCACCAAGUUUGUCUUUCUCGCGGCGGUGUUCGUCGUGGUGAACUGUGAACAUGACGACGACACGCUACUCGCCAAAGCUCACAACCAGUUCGCCGUGAAUCUGUUGAAGCACCUUGCCACUCAGGAUCCCUCGUCCAACGUCUUCUUCUCGCCGACUAGCAUCGCCGCUGCCUUCGGCAUGGCCUACGCCGGUGCCCAGGGAAGCACAGAGGCCGAGCUGGGGUCUGUGCUCGGCCACACCGCGGUCGGUCUCACAGACCGAGCGAGAGUGCUCUCUGCCUACAAGAACCUGCUGCAGCUAGCGGCCUCGUCCAAUGUGACGCUGGACGUGGCCAACAUGGUCCUCGCGCAGAACGGCUUAUCUGUUAAUGACAGCUACAAGCAGCAGCUGCGUGAAGUCUUCGACGCGGAGCUCCGGUCGGCCGACUUCGUCAACGAAGGUCCCCGGGUCGCGGCCGAAGUCAACGCGUGGGUGCGCGAAAAGACCAGGGGCAAGAUUUCCGGCAUCCUGCCUGAAGGUCAGUCGCUGAACAUCGUCCUCUUCAUCCUGAACGCCGUCUUCUUCAAGGGCACCUGGGUGACCAAGUUCGACGCCGCCGACACCGCGAACAAGCCCUUCUUCAACCUUGGAACCACCGAGGUAAGCAAGCCGGCGAUGCACCUCAGUGCGCGUUUCCCGCACACCCGUAUCGACGCCCUACACGCGUCUGCUCUGGAGAUCCCGUACCUGGGUGACAAGUUCAGCAUGGUGGUCAUGCUCCCGGAUACCCCUACUGGCCUUCAGGCGCUCAGGGAUGGCCUGUCGGUCGCCACCCUCGAAGAUCUCGGCAGCAACCUGUACAGGAAAGACGUCGUACUCAGGCUGCCCAAGUUCGAGAUGAGUCUCACCUACAACUUGGUGCCGGCGAUGAAGGCACUCGGACUGAACGCGGUGUUCGGAGGCUCGGCUAACUUCAGCGGAAUCGCCGAGGGUUUGCAAGUUCGCAUAUCGGAUGCCGUGCACAAGGCAGCCAUCGAGGUUACCGAGGAGGGUACCGUCGCAGCCGCCGUUACAGGACUGUCCUUUGUGGCUGCGUCGGCGCUGAAUCUGCCCCCUCCGCCGGUUUUGUUCACCGUUGAUCGCCCUUUCCUGUACUACAUCAGAGACAAGAUCACAAACCACAUCCUCUUCAUCGGCGAAGUCCACAGCCUAUGAGGCUCGUCAUUUUUUACUGCGUUGGGCGGUGAAGCAAGAGUUUCGAAGGACUAAAUAGUGUCUUCUCAUAUCAGGAAACACGAUGAAAUUCCUGCAUUUCUUUUUUGAGAGCCUAUGUGCUGCUAGAACAGUAAGGUGAGACUAGAUAAUUACGAUGCACAGGACGUAAAGUGGUGACGUAAAGAACCUGUGUUUUCUACUUGAGCUUAGCUUUGAAUUCACGAAAGUGUGGGAUAACAAAAUUUUUUUACGCGCCAGCCGUAGCAUCCUCGUCACCGCGCACUGUACUUUGCGCAUUUAUGUAGUCUGCGAGAUCACCAAGAAGAUUUUCUUAAGUAGUCGUCGGCUCCCUCUUUUGUUUUGGUCAAAACAAAAACGAGUACAUGGGUAUGUACAGAUGCCUUUUCACAGUACGGAGACAGCCGAACGUAGCCGUGUCUUCCAGUGGACAAAAAGCGUCUACGAGUGCAGACAAAUUUUCAGCGUGCGUUUUAUCUGUUAUUCUGUAAGAGUGAACGGUGUUGCGGGUGCCUUCAGGCUUUUAAUAAAGAACUCGACUGGAAGGUGGGCAAGGUCCUUCCAGCGUACAA